GACGUGGUAGAGGUCGUGCAGUUCAACAGGGUGAGGGGAGACGUGGUCGAGGUCGUGGCAGAAACAGGCAUAGCUCUUCAAGCUCUUCCUCUAUGGAGUCCUAUGUAACAAGUGAUGAUGAUGAUAAUGAUGAUGAUGAUAAUGAUGAAGGAGGUGAUUUUGAUGAUCCUAAUGGUUCCAAAUCAGAUGAUGAGACCUCUCUACCUACUGGUGCUGUUGCAGGAAAUGAAAUUCAUGUGCACGAUGACUGUGUAGAAGACAGUGAAGAUGAUACUUUGAAAGAUAUAUCAGGCCUGACCACAAUUAUUGCAGAAUUAGAAACAGAUGAGGCAGACAGAUUAUCACCUGUUUAUUCAAUGGAGUAUUUAGCCAUUCUAGAACAAACUGAGGAACUAGAAGUUGCAGUUAGUCAGGAGCUGCAGGUUAUACAAGACCUAACCAUUUUAGAGCAGUCUCAGGAAGCACUAGUCACUGAGAGUGAAGAGAUCCAGACCAUAGAGGGCCCAGCCAUUAUAAGUCAACCUGAGGAACCACAAGUUGCACUGAGUGAAAAGCCCCAGUCCAUAGAGGGCCCAGCCAUUAUAGAGCAAUCUAUGGAACUGCAAGUGGCAAUGAGUGAAGAGCCCCAGGUAGUAGUGGGUCCUGCCAUUGUAGAGCAACCAGAGGAUCCACAGUUCACAGUGAGUGAAGAAACACCUGUUAUAGAGGGGCCAGCCAUUGAGGAACCAGAGGAUCCACAGGUUGCUGUGAGUCAGGAACCUCAGUUCUUUGAAGGCCCACAAUCAGAGGAACUGCAAGCCAUGCAGGAGCUUACAACCCAAGUCACUGAGGGUCAAGAAAGGUUCAAGAAUGGCCCUUUGUUCAAUUUUAUUAUCCUGCUAAAAAUGGGUUGUGGACAGAAGGAGAAAUCAGCCACACAGUUUUGUUUGAAGACAUUAAAAAGACCCUUCUUCCCCCAGAUCUUAGAUUGCAUGGUUCAAGGAUCUAUUUCUUGUUUCAUGGUGAGCUUGAAAAUACACUUUGAGACCAACAAAUGUCAAUUUGUUUGA
Messenger RNA from Saccostrea echinata, 1049 nucleotides. RefSeq lists its product as uncharacterized. Bases 93 to 1049 code for a protein of 318 amino acids. The transcript is spliced from 5 exons. The record is from RefSeq and is a predicted model, not a curated record. Lineage: Eukaryota; Metazoa; Mollusca; Bivalvia; Ostreida; Ostreidae.